Molecule: messenger RNA, 4577 nt
Organism: Megalobrama amblycephala (Wuchang bream)
Lineage: Eukaryota; Metazoa; Chordata; Actinopteri; Cypriniformes; Xenocyprididae
Product: tripartite motif-containing protein 16-like
Exons: 6
Coding region: 107-1747 (546 amino acids)
Molecular function (GO): zinc ion binding; protein binding
Source: RefSeq, a predicted model, not a curated record
CACGGCACUCAAACACAGAACCAGUAAACAGGAAACUCUUCAGUUCAGAGAAACUGAAACUAAACUGUAGUUGAGCUGUUGUGUGUCGCUGUAUUCAUGCAGUAAAAUGGCAGAAGCCAGAUUUUCUGAAGAUGAGUUCAUGUGUCCAGUGUGUCAGGAUCUCCUGAAGGAUCCAGUGACCACUUCCUGUGGACACAGUUAUUGUAAGAUCUGUAUUACAGGCUGCUGGGAUCAGGGGGAUCAGGAGGAUCAGAUGGGAGUCUACAGCUGCCCUCAGUGCAGACAGACCUUCAGUCCAAGACCUGUUUUAGCUAAAAACACCAUGCUGGCUGAAGUGGUGGAGAAACUGAAAAAGAGAAAACUUCCUGCUGACUGUUACGCUGGAGCUGGAGAUGUGCAGUGUGAUGUCUGUACUGGAAGAAAACACAAAGCCGUCAAGUCCUGUCUGGUGUGUCUGAACUCUUACUGUCAGAAUCACCUUGACCAACAUGAGCGUUUCUUUAAAGAAAAGAGACACAAUCUGACUGAAGCCACUGGACGACUGCAGGAGAUGAUCUGCCAGAAACACAACAAGAUCCUUGAGGUUUUCUGCCACACUGAUCAGAAGUGUAUAUGUGUGAUGUGUAUGGAUGAACAUAAAAACCAUGACACUGUAUCAGCUGCAGCACAGAGGACAGAGAAACAGCCCCAGCUGAAGGAGACGCAGAGGUUGUUCCAGCAGAGGAUCCAGCAGAGAGAGAAAGAUCUUCAGCAGCUGAGAGAGGCUGUGGAGUCUCAUAAGCGCUCUGCACAGACAGCAGUGGAGGACACUGAGAGGAUCUUCACUGAGCUCAUCCGCUCCAUUGAGAGAAGCUGCUCUGAGGCCACACAGCGGAUCAGAGAUCAGGAAAAGACUGCAGUGAGUCGAGCUGAAGGACGACUGGAGCGACUGGAGCAGGAGAUCAAUGAUCUGAGGAGGAGAGACGCUGAACUGGAGCAGCUUUCACACACACAGGAUCACAUCCAUUUCCUGCAGAGUUUCCAGUCUCUCUCAUCUCCUCCUGAAUCUACAGACGUAAAUGAUGAUCCCUUCAGUUCUUUCUCCUCUUUUGAUGUUGUGAGAGAAUCUGUCCUUCAGCUGAGAGACAAACUGGAGGAUUUCUGCAAAGAAGAGCUCAAGAAGAUCUCUGACAGAGUCACUUUCACCAACAUUGUUCCCAGGACCAGGAACGACUUCCUACAAUAUUCCCAUCAGCUCACUCUGGAUCCAAACACAGUGAAUAAAAACCUCUGUCUGUCUGAGAGGAACAGAGUGAUUAGAUUCACUGACACAGUGCAGUCAUAUCCUGAUCAUCCAGACAGAUUUGAUGGAUAUAAUGCUCAGGUGUUGUGUAGAGAGAGUGUGAGUGGACGCUGUUACUGGGAGAUUGAGUGGAGUGGUCUUGGUGUGUUUAUAUCAGUGUCAUAUAAGAGCAUCAGCAGGAAGAGACGGGGUGAUGAAUGUCGGUUUGGAUAUAAUGAUCAGUCCUGGAGUUUGUUCUGCAUUUCCUCCAGUUACUCAUUCAGACACAAUGACAUAGGGACUAAACUCCCUGUAAAGCCCAUCAGCAGGAAAAUAGGAGUGUAUGUGGAUCACAGUGCAGGAACUCUGUCCUUCUACAGCAUCUCUGACACAAUGAGCCUCAUCCACACAGUCCAGACCACAUUCACUCAACCGCUCUAUCCUGGGUUUGGGAUUUAUAAUAAAUCAUCAGUGAAACUGGGUUGAUGAAUCAGAAUAGACUGUUUAGAAAUUCAACCAAUAAUGCUUUGAGCUGCAUGAUAAAUCAGUCAGAGAUGGCUUAUAUUUCCUCUUAAUUGCAUUAAUAAUACAGCUGAACUUCUUUUUUUACUGAAAUAACAUGUCAGAAUAAAUGUGUAUGAUGAAUCCUCAUAUGUGAAAUAAACAUACGACAGAAAAUUGGAUAUACAGCCGUUUCCAUGCAAAGCUUCUUGGGUUACAACUGUACCCCUGGUACCCUGAGAACAGGGAAUGAGGCAUUGCGUCCUGAGAUGCUUUUGGGGAACAACUCCACGUAACUGGUAUCUGAAGCAACUGUUAAAUUACGGCAAUCCUAUUGGCCGGCCACAGCCUAUGACACCAUACUAGUGUGACUAUGAAGUAUACAAGGGGUGCCUAGAGAACAUGUCAUCCACUUAUCGUCUGAAGGGACUGUUCACAGGCAGCCCGGAGGAAUGGUAGGGAGACGCAGUGUCUUGUUCCCUGUUCUCAGGGAACCAACCCGAGACAUUCCCUUUCGAAAGGGAACUCGCACUGCAGUCUCGCACUGCGUCCUUUUUUGGAACAAAAUACCCACGCUGCCAUGCUGAGGAGAGUGCAUGCCAAAAAAUGGCUAUGACCAAGCACAAAUAAUGGCAGUUUCAACAGAAAUGCCAAAAACCACUCUCACCACUUCUGGUCACAAAGGAGUGACAGUACUCCUUAUGGCUACUGCCUGUGCCAUCAUGCUUCAAUAAGGAAGUACCUUCGUAGUAACAGAAGGACUUGUCAAAGGCCACUCAAAGGCUUGGAACCAGCAUCUUGACUGGGAAGGGGAUCCUUUAAGGGAGUAUGGCCAAUGGGCCGAAAGAAGCCUUGGCCAGUCACUUUUAGGGGGACUUUAUGUCAAUCCCUAUAGCCACCAGGAAGGCUGACCUGGUCUAACUUGUGACCCAGUCUAGCCAACAACCUUUCUGAUUUAUAAACAGAAUCUCUUACAGGAGAGGUAACCAAAUGAGAGGGGCCGCAAAAGAGAUAGUAAUCAACUCACACCAUACAAAGAGACUGUGACAGGACUCAGCAUAGCACUUUCCAACCCUUACAAAUGAGAGGAGUUACUCUACAGAGUGUUUCUUUUCCAAAGCACUGAGGUUGGGUACUCUACAUAGGGCCCCUAAUGAGAUGCGUACCUCCAGCUCUAUCAGGAGCUGAUCUACCAAAGGGGUUCUUUUUACAAGAAUCUUCUAAACCUUCUCACAAUAGUCCUUCUACCUUCUGAUCAGACUCUGGGAGUGCAGUACUCUAUAGAACAACACUUUAAACAAGGGGAGUACAAAUUUCAAAUUUACAUCCAAGCUCGAGUUGAAGAUGGACAGCCUUAUUAGCUUAAAGAUGUUAUGAGGAAACAAACUCGUGAAACAAGGGCAGUUGACAUAGCUUGACCCAAGACAAUGCUCAAAGGUGAAGGCCUGAGAAUCUUGCUCUAAGACAAGUUCUUAGCAGUCUGAACUCAGCUCUGGAGGAAUGGAGGCCUCAAGGGGAAGAAAUUCCACAGGAGAGGCCUGCAACACUCAACCCUGCGACUUGAUGGUAAUCAAGGAGCUUUCGGUGGACAGCCUGCUCUAAAAGCCUCAAACUACACAAUGCUACUACCAAAGCUUUAGAGAGUGGAGACUUCAACAUAGUGCUUUUCACUCUCUAAUUGAAAGGAAGUCUAACAAUGCUUAAAGGACAACCACAGGGGAGGCUUUCUGCAAUAGCCUGCAACACCUGACUAUUUGUUUGUGCCUAACACCACUAGGGAACCAUAGCUCAGCAAAUCGCUUUUACUCUAGUAACAUGGGGAGUCUCAGCUCAACCUAGGCAGAUUGAGGAGGCCACAGGGCCUGUUACUUGCAUUAUUAGCCUAAUGCAGAAGGCAGGCCCUGGCUGGACGACUCUCACAGUGAGAGGCCAGGAUCACUAGCUGCCAGGCUUGAGGGGGAUGGGGGCAUAAUGCCUUCUAUGCAAAAGUGGUCCAGCUCUUCAGAAGAGGAGGGGCAUGAGAGGUGAUUCUAGCCCUCUGGCCCGGUCUGCGGGCCAAACUGGGACAGCCAGGACCCCCUGGGUGUUUAAGCGUAGACUCAGACUGGCAUGGUCAGAUUAAAAUUUAGAACUAAAUGCUGGUCCAGUCUUCAGCAGUUCAGCUUGUAUGCUUAAAGCACUCCCAUUGCAGUCCAGCAUGACCUGCUGCCGUGUAUGUGCUGCCAUAUAAGGGCAGGGCCAGAUCUUUCUGUCGAUGCCUCUCCAGCUGUGAGAUAGUUAGCAAACAUCUCAUCUAAGGGGGAUCGGCAUGUAUCCAAGCUCACACACCCCCUCGGCAUCUGCAUAAUUUGCCUGCUGAUGUCGGCGGAUGCGGGUCAAAUAAGGAUUCUUCCAUGCCCUCUCAAUCUCAGUGUGGAGGUAGGAAAGGAAGGGAAUUUCAGGAAGGAAAACAAAUCAUAUUGCAGGGCAGCUGAGAGGGCUCAGAUGCCCUUUUCACCCUCAGCAGUUAUAUCCUGCUCUUCCUGGCUUGACGUCAGUGGAGCACUCUCUCACUUCUUCCAGCCACUAAAGAGAGAGGUAACACUUCUUUCUAACUCUUUAAUCUGAGACCCCCACAAUCUCAGUCUCUUUUCAGUGAGAGAGACUGAGCUGCUGGGUACAGAUGCCUGUCCCUCUUCCCUCAGUAAGAUAGACAAACAAGAUUGGGGUUUCCUAAAGAGGAAAGGUUCACAGUACAUGCAAACAUCUCUCUCAAGAACUGUGUGUGCUCGUCGCCCAAACAAGUAACGCAUAAGUUGUGUAUGAUCAAGUGUCA